CUGUUGCAUGCGUUUAUCGCCGCCUUUUUCCCCUGACAUCAGCCUUUGGAGAUUCGGUGGGUCCGUGUGCGCAGUAUGAACAGUUGGUUCUGCGAGGGGAGUGCAUGCGUACAAGCUACAGCCCUGAACUUAAACGGGCUUCAUCUGGAGCCGCCGCUUCAGUACUCCUCUGCCUCCUCCUGCAGCCCAGAUCUCCGUCGGACUUCACCGUAUCCCACCCCGAUUGGACAUACGGCUUGCUUUCCGUAUGCAUCUGGAAUUACCCCCACGUCUUUCCUUGAUGGAUUUAAAAACCGCGUGCAAUGCAAUGCAAGAGGGUCUAAAACUAUAGUUUGCUUUUAUUACAUGAUUUAUUUUUUUGCGCAAACGAUGGGAUUAAAGCAUCUGAAGAAAGUUGGAUUUUGCGAAAGCGACACUGUGUGCCGGCUUCCUAGGAUGGAAAGAUACAGCUGCUCCCGCAAAUAGAGAAGGCGCUCAUAGCUGAACCGACAGCCGAGAGGGGAGAUGCAGGGAGCCUGGGUUUUCCUCAUUCUGGUUGAACAAGGCUUUGCACUUGCACAGAAAACUAAAGAGUUGCAGAAUGGCGACCAGACGUCUAAAACUUCAGGGCAGUGUGGAACCUGGAUACGAAAUGCAAACGGGGGCCUCUUCACCUCCCCGAACUACCCCAACAUGUACCCCCCAAACAAGGAAUGUGUUUACAUCCUGGAAGCAAUGCCCCGCCAGAGGAUCGAGCUUGUCUUCGACAGCACCUACUACAUCGAGCCGUCCUUCGAGUGCCGAUUUGACCACAUUGAAGUCCGCGAUGGCCCAUUCGGUUUCUCGCCACUCAUUGACCGCUUCUGUGGACCACGGAGUCCAGGUGUGGUGCGUUCCACGGGCCGCUUCAUGUGGAUCAAGUUCACCAGCGACGAGGAGCUAGAGGGGCUGGGAUUUCGGGUCAAGUACACCUUUACAGCAGACCCGGAUUUUCAUCUCCACAUGGGGGGAAUUUUAAAUCCUAUUCCAGAUUGUCAGUUUGAGAUCGACGGCCCGGAUGGAAUGAUCCGCUCCAGCCAGGUAGAGGAGGAGGAGAAGAUUAAGUCUGGCGAUGCGUUGGACUGCAUCUGGACAAUUCGUGCGCCUCCGAAUUCCAAGAUCUACCUGCGCUUCCUGGAGUACCAGAUGGAACAUUCCAACGAGUGCAAGAAGAACUUUGUGGCGGUGUACGACGGCAGCAGCUCUAUCGAGAACCUGAAGUCCAAGUUCUGCAGCACCGUGGCCAGCGACGUCAUGCUCGACAAUGGAGUGGGCGUGGUCCGCAUGUGGGCGGACGAGAACAGCCGGCUCAGCCGCUUCCGGAUGCUCUUCACCUCCUUCGUGGACCCCCCCUGUACAGGAAACACCUUCUUCUGCCAUAGCAACAUGUGCAUCAACAGCUCUCUGGUUUGCAAUGGCAUUCAGAACUGUGUGUACCCUUGGGACGAGAACCACUGCAAGGAAAAGACGGCCAAAGGUCUGUUCCACCAGAUCACGAAGGCCCACGGCACUGUUAUCGGCGUCUCCACUGGCGUGGUCCUGGUCCUGCUCGUCAUCUCCAUCCUGGUACAGAUGAAGCAGCCACGCAAGAAAGUGGUGGCGCGCAAGUCCGUCUUCAACAAGGCGGGCUUCCAGGAGGUCUUUGACCCCCCCCACUACGAGCUCUUCUCCCUGCGGGACAAGGAGAUCUCCUCGGACCUGGCCGAGCUGUCGGAGGAGCUGGAGAGCUACCACAAGCUGCGGAGGUCCUCUACCGUCUCGCGCUGCAUCCACGAGCACCACUGCGGCUCGCAGCCGCCAGGCGUCAAGCAGGGCCGCACCAACCUGGGCUCCAUGGAGCUGCCGUACCGCAAUGACUUUUCCCAGCCGCCGCCCAUGAAGACUUUCAACAGCAGCUACAAGAAGAGCUGCUAUGGCUACAAGCAGGGCCACGACUGCGCCGAGCAGGUCAUCGAGGACCGCGUCAUGGAGGAAAUCCCCUGCGAGAUCUACGUGCGCGGCGCCAGCGCCACCCGCAACAACAGCGACGCAGUCCAGUCACGCUCCCUUUCCAUGGACUUCUGAG
Brienomyrus brachyistius is the source of this 2083-nucleotide messenger RNA. Its product is annotated as neuropilin and tolloid-like protein 2. NCBI's taxonomy places the organism in Eukaryota, Metazoa, Chordata, Actinopteri, Osteoglossiformes, Mormyridae. The record is from RefSeq and is a predicted model, not a curated record. Gene Ontology annotation, molecular function: protein binding.